Molecule: messenger RNA, 1604 nt
Organism: Sabethes cyaneus
Lineage: Eukaryota; Metazoa; Arthropoda; Insecta; Diptera; Culicidae
Product: chitinase-like protein Idgf4
Exons: 3
Coding region: 97-1443 (448 amino acids)
Biological process (GO): carbohydrate metabolic process; chitin catabolic process
Cellular component (GO): extracellular region
Molecular function (GO): chitin binding
Source: RefSeq, a predicted model, not a curated record
UAAGUUUCUUCACUUCUAGGGGAUCACAUCGAAUCGUUCGCGGAAAGAAAACGAAACUAAUCAUCGAUCAGAGGAUCAGAGGCCUAACAAAAAAAAAUGUGGCGGAAGAUAGACUCCCUGCUGCUGGUGCUGCUGGCAGUGCUGGUGGCAACGGUUCGGGCCAACACAAAUAGCACCGACGGAACGACGAAGGUCCUGUGUUACUACGAUGGAUCCGCUGCACUGCGAGAAGGCCUCGGUAAGGUAAUCGUUUCGGACAUUGAGCUUGCACUGCCGUUCUGUACGCACCUUAUCUACGGAUACGCUGGAGUGGAUGCAGCUAACAACUACAAGCUUCGUGCCAUCGACGAAAGUUUGGAUUUGGACUCGGGAAAAGGGCAAUACCGACAGGUUACCACUUUAAAACGACGCUAUCCGGCUUUGAAAGUACUGCUGAGCGUUGGUGGAUACAAAGAUCUUGCUGAAGAAAAACCGUUCGAAAAGUAUCUGACAUUAUUGGAGUCGUCCGGAAGUCGCACGGCUUUUGUUAACUCAGCGUAUUCACUGUUAAAAACCUAUAACUUCGAUGGACUAGAUUUAGCAUGGCAAUUCCCGCAGAGCAAACCGAAACGUAUCCGAGGCUGGACCGGAAAGCUGUGGCAUGGAUUCAAGAAAUUGUUCACCGGUGACAGUGUGCUGGAUCCUAAAGCUGACGAACAUCGGGAGGAAUUCGUAGCGCUGGUUCGCGAUCUGAAGAAUGCUUUUGUUCCGGACAAUUUCCAGCUGGGUUUGACCGUGUUACCGCAUGUUAACGAGAGCGUUUUCCUAGAUGUUUUCCUGUUGAAGGACAAUUUGGACUAUAUUAAUUUGGCUGCAUUCGAUCAGCAAACUCCAGAGCGAAAUCCAAAGGAGGCCGAUUUUGGUGGACCGCUUUACGAGCCAACGGAGCGUGUUGUUGGGAAUAAUGUCGAUGCCAAAGUGAGCCACUGGAUGGGAAAAGGAGCACCACUUUCGAAGCUGGUUGUUGGCAUUCCCACGUACGGUCGGGGAUGGAAGCUAACGGAGGAAUCCGGAAUCACAGGCGUCCCACCGUUGCGAGCUGACGGACCGGCCGUUGCGGGACCGUACACUGGAAUUCCAGGAUUCUACAGCUGGGCCGAAGUAUGUGCCAAGCUGCCCAAUCCGGGAAAUGCCAAUCUGAAGGGUGCGGAUUAUCCACUGCGCAAAAUUGGUGAUCCCACGAGACGCUUCGGAGCGUACGCUUUCCGCGUACCGGACGAAAACGGAGAGCACGGAAUUUGGCUGUCCUACGAGGAUCCGGAAACGGCUGGAAAUAAGGCUGCCUACGUGAAGGCGAAGGGACUGGGAGGAAUAUCGAUUUUCGACCUGGGCAACGAUGAUUUCCGUGGUAACUGUGCUGGGGAUAAAUUUCCCAUUCUCCGUGCCUCCAAGUAUCGACUGUAGUUUAUUUAAUCAUUCAGAGACGGUGUUCUAUUCUUAUGUAAAGAAUCAUAUCAAAUAGAAUAGUGUAUAUUGUUUGUGUUCUACACUGAGAGAUUAACCAAUUAUCACAGUUUGCAGCCCAAUUAAACAUGAAUGGUAGGAUUCUUUUCUGUAAAGAACAA